Coffea eugenioides is the source of this 417-nucleotide messenger RNA. RefSeq names its product transcription initiation factor IIB-2-like. Gene Ontology annotation, cellular component: transcription preinitiation complex; nucleus. NCBI's taxonomy places the organism in Eukaryota, Viridiplantae, Streptophyta, Magnoliopsida, Gentianales, Rubiaceae. Bases 1 to 417 code for a protein of 138 amino acids. The record is from RefSeq and is a predicted model, not a curated record. Gene Ontology annotation, molecular function: TBP-class protein binding. The transcript is spliced from 2 exons. Gene Ontology annotation, biological process: transcription preinitiation complex assembly; DNA-templated transcription initiation.
AUGGCGGAUGCGUAUUGUUCGGACUGUAAGAAGAGUACGGAAGUGGUGUUCGACCAUUCGGCCGGGGACAUGGUUUGUUCGGAGUGCGGUUUGGUUUUGGAGUCCCACUCGAUCGAUGAGACUUCGGAGUGGAGAACUUUUGCGAAUGAGUCAGGGGACAAUGACCCGGUUCGAGUUGGCGGUCCCAGUAAUCCGUUACUGACCGACGGCGGAUUGUCCACCGUGAUCUCCAAGCCCAAUGGGUCUACCAGUGAUUUCUUGACUUCUUCACUUGGGCGGUGGCAGAAUCGCGGCUCCAACCCUGACCGCUCUCUCAUAUUGGCCUUCAAAACCAUCGCCACCAUGUCUGAGAGGUUGAAAAUUGUGAUGUAUUUUGGAUUUUAUGCUCACUGGGAAAGGGAAUUUUUGGUGUCAUGA